CGCCAAUCCGCCCGUCGCCGUCCGCCAGUCCCCUCCCCUGAGAAUCCUCGUCGUCAACCAACAACCAGUCCGGAGCCGCCGACCACGCCGACCUUCCCCAACUCGACACAGCACACGUCGCGAACUGAACCCGACAAGUGUGUGUUUCUGCCAGCCCUUCAUUGUCUCCGCGACCCUGGUUCCUGUCUUUUGUCUCAGUCGACUGUCCGAUACCCUGUACACCACGACGAAACAUCGAACCGAACGAAGCGCAUCGCGAACUUCCACUUUUGGUUGACCACUCAGCACUUCGAAACCGAACGAAGUGACAUCGAUCGAUGCUGUCAGCCGCCGCGCCGACCGCAACUUCCACCAUUCAUACACAACACUAAACUCCGACGACCACCACUCGUGCUGCCACGGUUAUUAGCUUGUUAAUUAUCGAAUGUCGAUGGAUCAAUCCUGUUGCUCGUGAUGCUCUCAGUGUGAAAAGGUCGGCAUAAAAAAGCAAAGCAGAAUUAUUUGGCUCUCCGGAAACCGCGUAGAGAAAAAGCUCCUGCUGGACGAUACCACCGUGUAUACGUGACCGAACAGUCAGACUCAGAGAAGCUCGAAUACAAAACUUAAUCACAACAAGAUACCCCGGGCCAACUCAGCACAACCGCCAUAAUGUCGUCGUCAACAGGAACCGGCUUCCUGGGCCGCUCGUCCAGCAGCAACUCCAACAUGCGCGGCUUGGUCCAGUUCAUUGCCGAUCUCAGAAAUGCUCGGGCUAGGGAACUCGAGGAGAAGCGGAUCAACAAGGAGCUGGCCAACAUCCGUCAAAAGUUCAAGGACGGCAGCCUAAGUGGUUAUCACAAGAAGAAAUACGUUUGCAAGCUGCUUUAUAUCUACAUUCUGGGAUGGAACGUCGACUUUGGCCACCUAGAGGCCGUUAAUCUAAUUUCGGCCACCAAGUACUCGGAAAAGCAGAUCGGUUACCUCGCUAUGACCCUAUUCCUCCACGAGAAGCACGAGCUUUUACACUUGGUCGUCAACAGCAUUCGCAAGGACUUGAUGGACCAUAACGAGCUGUUCAACUGCCUGGCGCUGCACGCCAUUGCGAACGUCGGUGGCAAGGAGAUGGGUGAAGCGCUGAGUCCCGAGGUUCACAGGCUUCUGAUUUCCCCAACAUCGAAGGCGUUCGUUAAGAAAAAGGCGGCACUCACGCUACUCCGACUAUACCGCAAAAACCCCGAUAUUGUCCAGGCUCAAUGGGCGGAACGUAUAAUAUCUAUAAUGGACGAUACCGACCUCGGCGUGGCCUUAUCGGUAACAUCCCUUGUCAUGGCGCUGGCGCAGGAUAACACGGAGCAAUACAAGGGUGCCUAUGUUAAAGCCGCCGCCAGGCUAAAACGGAUUCUCAUCGACGGCGAGUUUAGCCAGGACUACCUCUACUACAAGGUGCCUUGUCCAUGGAUCCAGGUCAAGCUUCUACGAUUACUGCAGUACUUCCCGCCAUCCGAGGAUAGCCAUGUCCGGUCCAUGAUCCGGGAGUCGCUGCAGAAGAUUCUCAACCUGGCUGUGGAGAGUCAGAAGAACGUUCAGCAGAACAAUGCGCAAAACGCCGUCCUGUUCGAGGCUAUCAACCUCAUCAUCCAUCUCGAUACCGAGCAUGACCUCAUGAAGCAGGUGUCCCAGAGACUUGGCCGGUUCAUCCAAUCGCGAGAGACCAAUGUCCGCUAUCUCGGUCUCGAGGCCAUGACACACUUGGCAGCACGAACCGACACCCUGGAACCGAUCAAGCAGCACCAGGAUGUGAUUAUCGGCUCUCUGAAGGACAGGGAUAUCAGUGUUCGGAGGAAGGGUCUCGACCUGCUGUACAGCAUGUGCGACACGUCCAAUGCCCAGCAGAUCGUGGCCGAGUUGCUACACUACCUACAGAAUGCCGACUUUGCCAUCCGAGAGGAAAUGGUGCUCAAGAUUGCCAUUCUCACGGAAAAGUACGCCACCGACGUGCAAUGGUAUGUUGACAUUUCUUUGCGCCUGAUUGCCAUGGCUGGUGACCACGUCAGCGACGAAGUUUGGCAGCGAGUGACGCAGAUUGUUACGAACAACGAGGAGCUUCAGGUGUAUGCAGCCCAGAAUAUUCUCCAGUACUGCAAGCAGGACCACUGCCACGAGACGCUUGUCAAGAUUGGUGCCUAUAUCCUGGGUGAGUUCGGCCAUCUGAUUGCCGAGGAGAGGGGCUCCAGUCCUAUAGAGCAGUUCCUGGCCCUUCAAGGCAAGCUUCCUGCAUGCUCCUCCAGCACACGAGCCAUGAUCCUCUCGUGCUUCAUCAAGUUUGUCAACUUGUUUCCGGAAAUCAAGCCGCAGCUCGUCAACGUGUUCCACGUCUAUAGCCACGCGCUCGAUGCGGAACUGCAACAGCGUGCCUGCGAGUUCCUGGCCAUCGCAAGCUUGCCCACAGACGACCUCCUUCGAACGGUGUGCGAUGAAAUGCCACCGUUCCCCGAAAGAGAAUCCGCCCUGCUCUCGAGGCUACACCAGAAGCACGCCAACACCAGCGACAAGAGGACCUGGAUUGUUGGUGGCAAGGAUGCCAACGCGGACAGUGCAGAGCUCAGCCUGGCCAAGAAAGCCAGCCUCAGGCGGACCUUUAGCACCAAGACCGGACCAGCCAACGGCGGUGCUGCCCCGGCCGCCGGAGCCACCAACGGAUCUUCAUCUGCCAAUGACCUUGCUGGUCUCGACAUGAACAACAUCGGUCCUGCCGAAGCCAAAGUCAUUAAGGCGCCCAACCUCGCCAGCGCCGCUCACUUGUCUCCCGGGUGGGAGAAGGGCUUCAACCGGCUCCUCUUGCGCGCCGACGGCAUUCUCUUCGAAGACGGGCAGAUCCAGGUCGGCGUGCGCGCCGAAUAUCGCGGCCAAAUGGCGGCCAUCAUCCUCUACUUCACCAACAAAACACCAGCCGUCAUCGGCUCCUUCACCACCACGCUCGAUCUGGACCCUUCGGAGCGCGCCAACCUGUCUUGGGACGUCAAGAGCAUGCCCGAAACCACCAUCUACCAGGGCGCGCAAACGCAGCAGGUCGUCGUCUUUGAAGCCAAGCGCGUGUUUGAGAAGGCGCCCACCGUCCGCAUUUCGUAUCUGGCUGGCGCUCUGCAGGCGCUUACCCUGAAACUGCCCGUCGUCAUCCACAAGUUCAUGGACCAGGCCGAGUUGUCGGCUGACGACUUUUUCAAGCGGUGGAAGCAGAUUGGCGGCGCACCGCGCGAGGCUCAGCGCAUCUUUGGACUCUCUGGGCCCAAGGAUGGGGAGAGGGAGAUUACGGAGAGUUUCAUUCGCCAGGUGCUGGAGGGGUUCAGAUGGGGAUUGCUGUAUAAUGUUGAUCCCAACAGCAAGAACUUUGUGGGGGCUAGUGUGGUGCAUACGAGCGAGGGAGGCAAGUUUGGAUGUUUGAUGAGGUUGGAGCCUAACUAUGGGACUCAGAUGGUUCGGUUGACGAUUAGAGCGACGGAUGAGACGGUGCCGCCCGUGUUGCUCAAGAUGAUGGAGGAACGCCUUUCGCAGGGUGUGUCGAUUCGCCCGGAGAGAUAUGAACCCCCGACGGCGAGCGACAUUACCGAGUCGUUUAGGAAUAUCAUGGUUAGGUAAUAAGGGGGUGGGUGGGUGAUGGCGGUAGUGUAUGUGAUUAAGAGGGGUCAGGGGUGGUGGUCGAAGGUCAAAAGACUACUGAUUAAAGUCAGCGACUACCUACAGUACCGGGUCAAGUCAUUGAGCCAAGGGCACACAUGUGAUUAGUGUGGCCCGAAGUCAGCGAAAGGUGUAGUAUUAUAGUAAUAACCGGAGGUGCAACUGCACUUGUUGACGGUCAUUGUCUAUCUGGCUGUCGAAACUUGCAAGAGGCAGCACCAAGGAGGAGGAGAAGGAGGAGGAGGAGGAGGAGCUGAUGAGAGAGUUCAUUAUGCUAGAAGGUAGUAUAUCUGGCAAAGAAUAAUGUUGAUAUGGAAGUAACCUCAAGGGAAGACAGGACUCCAUGAUGGUGUAGGGAGUGUGCGUUGAGUGUUGUGUGUGGACUUUCCUUGUAUUCCAUCCCCGGGCUGAUAAGGC
Molecule: messenger RNA, 4071 nt
Organism: Neurospora crassa OR74A
Lineage: Eukaryota; Fungi; Ascomycota; Sordariomycetes; Sordariales; Sordariaceae
Product: AP-2 complex subunit alpha
Exons: 4
Coding region: 649-3615 (988 amino acids)
Biological process (GO): clathrin-dependent endocytosis; intracellular protein transport
Cellular component (GO): membrane coat; AP-2 adaptor complex
Molecular function (GO): clathrin-cargo adaptor activity
Source: RefSeq, a predicted model, not a curated record